AUAGCAAUUUACUUCUCAAAUUCACCAAAUUGAGCAAUUCACAAAAUAAAUGCACUUCUCCCACAGGUCAGUAUGACCGAGCCAACGGAUCGAAACCUUUUAUCGAGAAAGGAGAGCAGGUCUGUCAGAUUCCUGAUGGUCGACCCUGCUGUUGACUGUUACCUGGGAGAUGCCCAUGACCUGUGCGAGACUGAUGAGGAGAAGACCAGGAGUGGCAGCAGUGGCGGCUCUCAGUUCACAUCUGGAUCUGGAUCUCUGGCCGUCUGCACCCGGUCCUACUCCUCUGCCAGCUUCUGUAAGGAGGAUGAACGCAAGAGCAGCAGGACCAUUAAGAGAGACAAUAGGGGCGACUGCUACCUGAGCGACGUGUCCAGCUACAGUGAGUUGGACCUUAAGGAGAGCAGGUGUGUCAGUGCCUUGAGGACCGACCCUGCUGUUGACUGUUACCUGGGAGACGCCCUUGACCUCUGUGAGACUGAUGAGGAGGAGACCAGGAGUGGCAGCAGUGGCGGCUCUCAGUUCACAUCUGGAUCUGGAUCUCUGGCCGUCUGCACCCGGUCCUACUCCUCUGCCAGCUUCUGUAAGUAUGAGAAGGAUGAACGCAAGAGCGGCAGGACCAUUAAGAGAGACAAUAGGGGCGACUGCUACCUGAGCGACGUGUCCAGCUGCAGUGAGGAGGAUGAACGCAAGAGCAGCAGGACCAUUAAGAGAGACAAUAGGGGCGACUGCUACCUGAGCGACGUGUCCAGCUGCAGUGAGCUUAAGUUGGACCUUAAGGAGAGCAGGUGUGUCAGUGCCUUGAGGACCGACCCUGCUGUUGACUGUUACCUGGGAGACGCCCUUGACCUCUGUGAGACUGAUGAGGAGAAGACCAGGAGUGGCAGCAGUGGCGGCUCUCAGUUCACAUCUGGAUCUGGAUCUCUGGCCGUCUGCACCCGGUCCUACUCCUCUGCCAGCUUCUGUAAGGAGGAUGAACGCAAGAGCGGCAGGACCAUUAAGAGAGACAAUAGGGGCGACUGCUACCUGAGCGACGUGUCCAGCUGCAGUGAGCUUAAGUUGGACCUUAAGGAGAGCAGGUGUGUCAGUGCCUUGAGGACCGACCCUGCUGUUGACUGUUACCUGGGAGACGCCCUUGACCUCUGUGAGUAUGAGGAGGAUGACGGCAAGAGCGGCAGCACCGCUAAGAGAGAGAAUAGGGGCGACUGCUACCUGAGCGACGUGUCCAGCUGGAGUGAGCUUAAGGAGAGCAGGAGUGUCAGUGCCCUGAGGACCGACCCUGCUGUUGACUGUUACCUGGGAGACGCCCUUGACCUCUGUGAGAGCGACAGAAAGGACUAUCAGCUCAUUGAGUUACCGCGCCAGGGGAAGAACUCUGUUUCUCCCACCGUCAUGGUGUAUGACCUCCCACCCCGUCCUGCCCGUCCCGUGCUGCAGUGCUGGGAGGGCCCCCUGGUGGCCACGGAGACAGACACCGUGGUCCAGCUUUUGAAGGUCGACACCGGCUCAGACGACGUCACCACGGAGACAGACACCGUGGUCCAGCUUCUGAAGGUCGACGUUGGCUCGGACGACGUCACCAUGGAGACAGACACCGUGGUCCAGCUUCUGAAGGUUCGCACCGGCUCUGACGACGUCACCAUGGAGACAGAUGCCGUGGUACAGCUGUUGAAGGUCGAAGACGCCUUGGACAAUGUCACCAUGGAGACGGACACUGUGGUCCAGAUGCUGAAGGUCGACAACGGCGUCACCCUGGCCGCUCCGGCCUUGUACUGGAACGAGAGCGACCUCGUACUGACCAGCUUGGAUGAGGACGAUUUUCAGGGUGGUGGCGCCCCCUCUGGAGCGAUAGAGAUCAGCACCUCUCACCUGUCCAACGCUCCUGGAGGCCCGAGCGUGGCUGCAAGCGACGCUGCUGCCCGGCGUGAUGUCCUGCAGGGGCUCAGCGGUGGCGGCCUGCCAGAUGCCUGGCUGGAGCUGGAGCACGUGCUGGAGACCAACAUGGCCAACAUGCGCCAGGAAGUGCGCCUUCAUCUGGACGGCGUAGAGCACACGCUGAACUCUGACCUGCAGCUGCGCAAGCGCCUACGCGAGGAGGAGCGCUGGGCCGAACGCCACCGGCAGAAGCAGCGCCUGGAGGGCAUGCCCAUGUGGCUCCGUCGCCUCCGCAACGCUCUCAAAGGCCUGGUGAAGAGGAGGCCGAAGAGCGGCAGGACUCAACCGGACGAUAGCGCCGCAGCAGCAUCAUCAGCAUCAUCAGCAUCAUCAUCAUCAUCUUCAUCAUCAGCAGCAGCGGGCAGCGACGGCUCUGGGUACAAGGAGCUGUGCCACGUGGCACAGAGCGCGUGCCACUCGCAGGUGGUCCUGGAGAGGACGCGUAAGGCCCACGCGCUGGCCAUGGUGCGGCAGGCGGCCGCGCGCGAUGAGAGGAUGCUCAGCCAGGUUCUGGAGCAGCUGGACGACACGGAGAGAAACUUCCAGAAGCAGAAGGAGCUGAUGCUGCAGGACGUGGAGAACACGCUGGACAGGCUGCACAUCAGGACAGGCAACUCUGGAGGGCCAGUGGACAUGGAGGAGGAAAGGAGCAAAGAGGACACACUGAAGAGCAAGAAACCCAAGAAGAUGGGCCUGAAGAGAAGGUUUUUCAGGUGCCUUCGCUGCUUCACCUAAAUAUCAUCAUCAUCACUGGGCUGCCGGUUCAAGGUCGACUCCCCCUUACCCUGUCGUAGUGUCAAAGUGCUCCCGAUGUGCAGAUUGGCGCCUUGCAUGGCAGCCUGUGCCAUCGGUGUCCUUGAGCAAGACACUGAACCCUAAAGUGCUCCCGAUGUGCAGAUUGGCGCCUUGCAUGGCAGCCUGUGCCAUCGGUGUCCUUGAGCAAGACACUGAACCCUAAAGUGCUCCCGAUGCGCAGAUUGGCGCCUCGCAUGGCAGCCUGUGCCAUCGGUGUCCUUCAGCAAGACACUGAACCCUAAAGUGCUCCCGAUGCGCAGAUUGGCGCUUGCAUGGCAGCCUGUGCCAUCGGUGUAUGCCCAAAAGUGUUUUACAAAUGCAGUCCAUUUCAUCUAGUGAAGUAUCAGCUCUAUUUUUUAUUUUCACGCUAAAUAUCACCAAUAAAAUGACCUUCAUG
Molecule: messenger RNA, 3124 nt
Organism: Alosa sapidissima (American shad)
Lineage: Eukaryota; Metazoa; Chordata; Actinopteri; Clupeiformes; Clupeidae
Exons: 18
Coding region: 73-2667 (864 amino acids)
Source: RefSeq, a predicted model, not a curated record